Molecule: messenger RNA, 4236 nt
Organism: Zootermopsis nevadensis
Lineage: Eukaryota; Metazoa; Arthropoda; Insecta; Blattodea; Termopsidae
Source: RefSeq, a predicted model, not a curated record
AGGCGCUGCUACGGCACCAGGGCCGUAGCGUGGACCAGUACGUAGACAUGAAACUACGACACAGCAUCCGUGUUGACCAGCAAGCAUCUGCCGUAGUAGCCGAAGCGUUUCACACGUUCAGAGGCCGUGGCGAGGACCCUGAUGACACCGCAGGUAGGAAACAUCUAGUCAGAGAGCAGCCAGUGGCUCUCACUUCUAUGUACGAGAACUUCCCUUUGAAAACUCAGAAUCCUAGGAGAAAGCUCCGGAGACAUCCUCACAGUAACGACAAGGCUUAUGAAAACUUCGAACCAACGCUGCAACGGGGUGCGGCGUCGGAGGGUGGGAAGGCGAUCUCUCCGGUGGCGCCCGUAGCCGUCGAUACGCCGGCGAAUGUCAGAGAAGAUGAGAACCCCACGUUCGUUUCGAGCGCGUACAUCACGUUAAAGUCUUCCCAAGAAUCGCUGCUGGAUGAGCCGAUCAGUGGCAAGAGACAUCCAACAACCCCGACCGACGGCGACCACAAGCGCGUCCAGGUGUUGCCGCUGAGUCCGACCCACUACCAACAGCCCCCAACACCCGAUCACCCCCCGCCGUCGGCCCUGCACGCAGAGAAGAGUAUUCAUGAUCGCAUCAGGCCUCUGAGUCAGGAGUACAAACGACGGUCCAGAGACAUCGAGACGGAGGUGGAGGAAGAACUUCUCCUUUUUCCGUCACUGGACGCCUCCAGUGGCAGCCUCUCCAGCAGCGUCUCCCUGUCCGACAAGAGUGUCUCCACCGACAACAACGUCGAGGAGUUCUUUGGAGACGCUCCUUUCGCAGGUCUGUUCAAAGGGUCUACAACUCCGGGUCCUGAGGGCGGGUCUCGGUCGUGCCCUGCUGAGCGUCCCAAAACCUUGCGAAGGCUGAAGCAUGUUUAUGACGUAGCGGGGCCGAACGGAGCUAUCUGCAAGGCGGAGGACGGCGGGAGGUCUGCCUCGUGUUCCCGGGGCAGUUCAGGGGUGACAGGCCCUGGUAUCGACAAGGCGCAGUCCCUGUCCAUCCUCAGUCCCUUCGAUGAACAAGAAGAGUGGGCAAAAAUAUCUGAGAUCAUGGCGUCCUUCGGCACUGGACUCGUCCGGGAGUCGGUGUUCGUCAGCGAGCUGGAGAAAGAGUUCCAGUCGAGGCUCGGCAUGACUCGAUCGGCGAGCAGCAGCCCCUUGGCCGCCUCCGGUUCUACCGGAGGAACUUCUUCGGUAGGCCAGUGGCUCGGCGGUCUCGGUCUGGCGGAUUACGAGUCCCUGCUUCGUAACAACGGUUACGACGACCUGGACUUCAUAUGUGGGGUUCUUGAAGACCAGGAUCUUAAGGAGCUGGGCAUCGACAACGAACAGGACCGUAAAGUCAUUCUGGAGUCUGCAGGCAGUUUGCCGUGCAAAGUGCACGAACAACAGAGCAUCGGCUUGAACAACAACAACGCUAAGAGCCCGACGUCGGCAGUGGGGUGCGGGGGGAGAGGAGAUCCUGAGGGCCAGGACGACGAAAGCGGCGAUGAAUCUGCAGUGGACCGGUGGCUUCGCAGCAUCCGGCUGGACAUCUACAGAGACACGUUCCGCAAACACUUGUACACGGACAUGGAUAGAGUUCGACGGAUAUGGGAGGUCGAGCUGACCGCAGUACUCGAGAUUCAUCGCGUCGGACACAGGAAGAGGAUCCUGGCGUCAGUCAGCAGUCAGCAUCCGCACGGCAGCCAUGGCCCCAACCUCGAUGACAUCAACGCUGACCUCAAUCUUUUGAAAUCGAACAUUCAACUCCUGAAGGAAGAAAUACGGGAGAAGCUUCCCGUCGUGCCAGUUACGGGAACCCUGAGGCAUAACCACAAGAAAUGUCGACCGGCCCCUCCGCCCCCGACGUCAGCGAACGGCUCAGGAGUCGGUAGUGACCUGGAGAUCAGGGCGCCGUCCGAGCUGCUGGUGGGGGUGCCAGCUACCCUGACCACACAGUGGCGACACAGCCCGCAGGAUCUGGUGUCCGGAUCCGUGAACUAUGUGGCGAAUUACCUGGGCUCCACCGUCGUGAAGGAACUGAGAGGAACUGAGUCCACCAAGAAGUCGAUCCAGAAGUUGAAGAAGUCUUCAACUUGCACCAAAGACGCUAAAGCGACACCAGACAUCAUACUGGCCAUCUCAUACCGCGGCGUCAAAUUCCUGAACACGAUUACCAAGGAACUGGUGUGUGGACAUGAGAUCCGUAACAUCCACUGCGCCUGCCAGGACGCCGAUGACCUCACACAUUUCGCGUACAUUACCAAGGACCACGCCAGCAAGGGUCACUACUGUCACGUGUUCUGCGUGCAGACCAUGGACCAGGCCACAGAAGUUAUUCUGACGUUGGGGCAAGCUUUCGAAGUGGCGUACCAGAUGGCAUUACGAGACCAGGUCACCGGCAGUCGUGGCCCCUGCCACACGCGAUCACAGUCGGCGUCCCACAUCCUGACAACGACAAACAUGCCUCAGCCUGGAACCAACUCUCCAGGUGCACGGAGUAACCAUUCCAGGCCACAUUCCAUUAAUGGCCAAGGUCAGGCCAAGGACGCGUCUCCGAACAGCAAGGAAGUAGAGGACUUGCCGUCUGGGGAGGAGUCUGCCGAAACGUCGAAAGGAAAUCAAGUGUCUCAGGCUCCUAUAGUUCUUACUGAAGAGCUCUAACUGCAAGUUUCAAGACCAUUUUGGGUGAUUAAGAUAUUAGCGUUUUUAAUGUCUCACGAGUGAACCACCUUUCGUAUUUAUUAAAACCUCUUUGUGUCUGAAUUUCGUUCCAAGAUAAGUCUCGAUAGUGACAGGCGAAUUUUUUUCAAAGAAAUGUUUCAAAACUCCCACACUUUAAUUAAUCACUUGUAAAGAUUUCUUUUGUUACAGUAAGGAUAUUUGGGGGCUGUGCCGUCAGCCUUCACGCAAUGCCCGAUCACUGCCUCAGUUGCCGCGUGCCCUAGUCCGAGCGGCAGUCACCAAACGUGCUCACUGUGACGUUCAUUCAGUUGCACCGACUUCGAUUCUCGUAGUCAAAAAUUGUCCAUUUGUUUGGUGUUUUGUUUCGAUUUACCCUUAAGUCCCCUUCGUGAUUUUUGCAUUGUGUUCUCCUGGGUGUGAAGAAUUCUGAAUGUAGAGAAAUCAUAGGUAAAAGUGACCGUGUUUUUAACGGGGUCGCGUUGUUUAUACAUUUACAUUGUUCAUUUAUAAACAAAAUGUGUUUUUUUCGUAGUGGGGAUACAAGAAAGGUGUUAAAAUUUUUUUAAAAUACAGUAUUUGGGGAACAAAUGAGUGAAGUCUACGUAUAAUUUGUUACGAAUUCCACAAAUGUAACUUCGCUCGCGCACGUCGUGUUCUGAUGAUAUCUAAAAUCUAUCACGAGGAGAGAAUGGUUUUUAAAAAUUUUUGAAGUAGCGAUUAAUUAACGCGUUUUUCUGUCCAUCGGGACGCAGAUUUGUAGCCAUUUUAUGUGAUUAGAAAGGAAACGCAAAGGUGUCUUCGAACUUUUAACAUUUAGAGGUCUGUGAAUACGACAUUUUGCUGUGAUUGUAUUUAUGCAUGUGUAUAUAAGCGAUAUAUAUAUGUAUUUGUGCCAUUUUAGUUAAUUUCUAUCCAUUUUCAAGUGUUGUUAACAAGUUUACACGUGCAGUAACGGAUAUUAUGUUAAAAAAUUAUUUUUUAAAAACAAAUUUUACGUGAAGAUAAUUAUUUACGAUCAAAGUUUCCAAUCAGCUGUUUUUGCUGCCCGUAUGAAAAUCUUUUGGACUAUUUUCGUGAUGAGUCAGUCUUGACGUUUUAUCUGGCAUUGAAGAGCGGGCUGUACGUUUAAAUAUUCCUUGAAGUUCUGUCAUACGUAAAGAAUCUUUAUCUGAUUUGAAAGGAAUUGAGAAGGUACAGUUUCUUCAUUAAGUGUCAUUACUUCCGUUGCGAGUUAAAUGCACUUAUAUUCGACUCGCGUUUUCAAGUAUUAGACGCAGAAUGUUUCAACAGAUUUUAAUUAAAUUCAGUUUUAAAAUUAGACUUUACUAAAUAAUUAUAUAUAAAAAAGUAUCCCCUUCACAUAAUUCUUUUAACAGAAGCAAUAAUUUACGAAAAUGCGCCUUACUAGCCUUGCCAUGUCUGUCUGUCCGCACGUAACAGCUACAGAGCCACUGAACUGUUUUCCACGAAAUUUAAUAUUUGAAUGUUUUACUAAAGACACUUACCACUUCUUUUUUUAAAUCGGACAAUUACAGAUUUAUGAAAGACA